Messenger RNA from Lates calcarifer (barramundi perch), 4812 nucleotides. RefSeq names its product ADAM metallopeptidase domain 15 (gene adam15). The record is from RefSeq and is a predicted model, not a curated record. Gene Ontology annotation, biological process: innate immune response; proteolysis; integrin-mediated signaling pathway. Gene Ontology annotation, molecular function: integrin binding; metalloendopeptidase activity. Lineage: Eukaryota; Metazoa; Chordata; Actinopteri; Centropomidae.
AUGGAGUUUCGGUGGAGCCUCCCCCGGUGCUCGGACACGGAGCCGCCUGCGACGUUACUGCUGCUGCUGCUCAGCGGCCGUGCUGCGUUCACUGUCUGCAGGGCCCUGAACGCACCGCAGGAUGGAGGGGUUCUGCCUCCGGACGGACAGACGGACGGUACCGACGGUCUGACCGCAACCGACACAGGUGUGGACAGACGGCGGCGCCCCCUGCUUGAGAAGACUCGUCCCUUUGUCCUGGUGGACGGACAGAGACGGAGCCUCGCUGAAGCGUUACAGGACGGUCACCCUGACAGACUGCAGUGUGGACUGGAGGUGGGAGGACGUGUCUUCCUGUUGGACCUGGAGAAGAACCACGACCUCCUGCCCAAACCUCCCAACGUCUUCUACUACCUGCCCAACGGCACCGGAGUGUCUGUGAAGGCCGAUCCUGUGACUCACUGUUAUUACCACGGCAGCGUCAGAGGAUUCCCUCAGUCCAGAGUGGCUCUGAGCACCUGCUCCGGACUCCGAGGCGUCAUCGUCAUCAACUCCACCCUGAGCUUCGAGCUGCAGCCGCAGGACGACGGCCACCAUCACCAGCACCUCCACCAGCCACAGGGGGAGGAGGAGGGGGGAGGAGGGGGGAGCGGAGGAGACGGGAGCGGGGGAAGUGGAGGAGGAGGAGGAGGAGAUGAAGGAGGAGUCCACCUGCUGUUCUCCACCAGCCCUCUGGAGGGCGACGGUGCUGGAGGCUGCGGGGUUUCCCACACCGCUGUCCCCCCCAUCCACAGCUCCACACACACACACAGGAGGAAGAGAGACAUCCUGUCUGAGACCAAAUACAUCGAGCUGGUGCUGGUGGUCGAUCACCAGGAGUUUAUGAAUUACCAGAAGAACAACAAGACCAUCAUCUAUCGCAUGCUGGACGUGGCCAACCAGGUGGACUGGUUCUACCGUCCUCUGAACGUCCGGGUGGCGCUGACCGGUCUGGAGAUCUGGAGCGACCGGGAUAAGAUCCGGGUGGAGAAGAGUCCAACGGACACCCUCAACAACUUCCUGGAGUGGAGAACCAGAGAGCUGCUGCCACGCCUUCGCCAUGACAACGCCCAGCUCGUCAUGGGAGAGUCUUUUGACGGCACCACAGUGGGGAUGGCGUCCCAGUCGUCCAUGUGCUCCAGAGACAGGUCAGGUGGAGUCAACGUGGAUCACCUGGUCAGUGUUUUGGGCGUGGCCUCCACCGUCGCUCAUGAGCUCGGCCACAACCUGGGGAUGAGCCACGACACGGCCGAACGCCGCUGCUCCUGCCAGAACGAACCGCGACUCGGAGGAUGCAUCAUGGAGCCCUCAACUGGGUUCAUGCCGGGUCAGCAGUUCAGCAGCUGCAGCGCUGCAGACCUGUCCGUCAGCCUGCUGCACGGAGGCGGGAUGUGCCUGUUCAAUGUACCGCAGCCGGAGCGCCUGCUGGGAGGACCUCGCUGUGGAAACCUGUACGUGGAGAAAGGAGAGGAGUGUGACUGCGGCCUGCUGGAGGAGUGUGAGGACCCCUGCUGUAACGCCUCCACCUGUAAGUUGGUUCCUGGAGCUCAGUGUUCGUCUGACGGCAUCUGCUGCCAGGACUGCAAAUUGCGGGCGGCGGGCUCGGUGUGUCGGGAGCCGCUCGGAGAAUGUGACCUCCCUGAGUUCUGCACCGGCUCCUCCCCCCACUGCCCCGCCAACGUCUUCCUGCAGAACGGAGAGCGCUGCGAGGACGGCGCCUCCUACUGCUACGGAGGAGUCUGUGCCAGCAUGCACACCCAGUGCCAGAUGCUGUGGGGACCCAACGCCACCAGCGCUCCGCCCGUCUGCUUCUCAUCAGUCAACAAACAGGGAAACAAAUAUGGAAACUGUGGUCAGCUGACCAACGGCUCCUACAUCCCCUGUGGAAACUCUGACGUUCACUGUGGUAGGAUCCAGUGUCAGGGGGGGAGGGAGCGCCCCCUGCUGGACACCAACACAGAGAUCCUCACCACCACCGUCCGCUUCAACCACAGCGACCUGGUCUGCAGAGGAACCUUCUUCCACCUGGGAAACGACGUGUCGGACCCCGCCACCGUGGCCCAGGGCACCGCCUGCAGCCCCGGCAAGGCGUGUUUGAACCAGAAGUGUCAGGACGUGUCGGUGUUCGGCGUGGACGAGUGUCGCAGGAAGUGCAACGGCCACGGGGUGUGUAACAGUAAUAAGAACUGUCACUGUGAGGUGGGCUGGGCUCCACCUGACUGCAGGUACUCUGGUCACGGCGGCAGCGUGGACAGCGGACCGGCCCGAGCCGCUCGAGAGUCUGACCCGGUCCGAGUCGCCCUGCUCGUCAUCUUCCUCUUCAUCCUGCCGGUGGUCCUCCUCUUCCUCGCUCUUCGCUUCCCUCGUUUCCGGCGGACUCUCCUCUGUCUGGGACCAAACAGCCCGUUUCACAAAGCUCGACAACACAACCGGACUCCGGCGAUGGAGCGAGUGGACGGCAGGAACGGAGAGCAGGUCCGCCCGCUGAGAUACCACCUGAACCCUCAGUCCGACAUCCCACUGACCCCGCCCCACAAAGAGGUUCAUGACAGACCUGCUCCUCCCACUAAGCCACUCCCCCCUGACCCUGCCCUAAAAUCCCCAUCGCAGCUGGUGAGUCGACCAGCUCCGCCCAACAAGCCACUCCCCCCCGACCCCGUCACACCUGGACAGGUUCCUGUUCCUCUCAAACCCAUAGUGCCCAAAAAGCCCCGCCCUCUGGUCCCGCCGUCCCACCCCCACCUGCCGCCUCACCCCAGCUACACCUCCUACACCAAACCACCUCCACACGGAGCCGUCGCACCUGCAGCCGUCCCCAACAGACGACCUCCUGCUCCUCCGCUAAGACCCACAGUCUCUCAGAAAGUCGAGACCUCGCCGCCUCUUUAACCUCGAUGGUUCUCUGCAGAGAAGCUUCAUCACUUUGAUAAAACAGUUUCAGUCGCCUGAAGAUGAUGAAGAUGAUGAAGAUGAUGAUGACUUUAUUACCCAUUUUGCACUCAGUCAUCGGAUUUCUCAUUUAACCCUUCACGAACUCACAGAAGCUGUAAGUAAUCGACGCAGUAAUGUAUCUCCAACGCUCAGUGCCUUUGCUCAGCAGCACCUCGGCAGUGACUGUGUCGACGCCCGGGGUUCAAUCCUGUGACCUUUGACCCACCGGUUGACGAUUUUCACAUCAUAAUGUCUCGGUGUCGUAAAACAGCGCCCCCUGGAGGCAGCAGGAGGGGGCGUCAGUGCCUUGCUUGAGGACCCCUGGACGGGGACCACACAACUGAUUCGCAGAGAGGUUCCCAAACUGUGGUUCAGGGCCCUCUGCUGGACCCUGAGGAUAUUUUUUCAGUUUCGAGCUCGAUUUUUUAGCAAAAUGACAGAAUGUAGAUUUUUAUUCAUACAGCAGCGAAAACAGACAAUUUACGUCUUUUUAGACGGAAUGAAUCUUCAUGUACAUCGUCAUGAAAUGGGACUAAAUGUUUUCUAAUGGACUCAUCUCAUCAUAUAUCAAAUGGGAUUGAAUCAGAUCGGACUGUUUAUAAGAUUUCUGAAGGAUUAAAGUUUGAUCGGACAAAUCACAGUGAGAUUUACAACAUAUUGGGAAAAAAAUCUGAGAUUUCGAGAAUGAAAUUUAAAUAUUUUGAAGAAAAAAAAUCUGAUUUCAAGAAUAAAGAAUGAGAAGCGUUGAAGAUCCUGGGAGUAAGGUCAGAAUAUUUCAAGAUGAGGUCAAAAAAAUCACAAUCAUACGAAAACAUUUUGAAGAUCAUAAUAAAGUCAUAAUAUUUCUUUAUUCUCAAACUGUCACAAUAUUUAAAAAACAUAACAACUUGAAAUCAUUUUACGACCUUUUCCUUUUAAUAUUACGACUUUGUUUUGCAAUAACUUAGUUUUUCUUGUGAUAUAUUUCCAAUAUAUUUUGACUUUAUUCUUGAAAUCUCAGACAUUGUUUUGUUGCUGUCAGUGGCCCUGACUGUAGGAAUCGUCUUUCUAUCUCACCCUCUGAAUGCUGGAAUGAACUUUUCCCGCCUUCGCCACUGUGGCAAGAAACUGCUUGAAACCUGACGUCCUGUCCUGGAUUUGGGUUUUUUGAAGGACUCUGCUGGUCCAAACUAAACUGCAAGCCUUACCAUGAGGAACUAGUCCAGUCCCAGUAAGAAGCUGUGAUUCUCUGUGCUGGAUCAGUUUUUAUUUUUAUAACCUGCCUUGAGAUUUCUAUCGGAGACAGCUGGGAAUGUACGCUGUGAUAACGUUACGCCAAAGACGAGACGAACGAACAAAGUAAAAGAGUUAAAGAUUCAUCUGCUCUGUCGCAUUAAAGGAGGAGUUGGAGAAUCCUUUGUGGAAACUUUGUGUUUUUAUUGAAGGUUCGUGUUGUUUUAGAGACAAUAUGAAGGUUCACCUCCAACAGACUCCUCUGUAUACUUAUACAAACUCCUCUUUUCUUGUUUCACUGGUUUGGCUCUUGUUUACACCUGGUGUUAAAAUGUGAUUUGCAUCUGGACACCUCAUCCAGGUGAACAUGUUAAUUCCAGGUGUAAAUAUGUUUUCAUUUGAGUCUGGGAGAUUAAAAAAGACAACGACUGAAUCCAGAAACUCAGAAAUAUGAAUCAGUUUUUCCUGUGUGCUGAAUAAUACUGAAUGUUUUCACCUGACGAUCCUUAAACCCUCUGAGCAAACAUGCCUGAUCAUUCCGACUGAUUGAUUGGUUUAUUGAUUGGUGUUAAUGCUGUUACCGUCCCGCUGUGUUCACAUGUUUGCUGCUAGAGGAGAAGUCCUCAAUAAAACAGACUGUUUCUACAUUAA